Colius striatus (speckled mousebird) is the source of this 321-nucleotide messenger RNA. It is a transcript of the gene TMEM213, whose product is annotated as transmembrane protein 213. The transcript is spliced from 3 exons. The record is from RefSeq and is a predicted model, not a curated record. NCBI's taxonomy places the organism in Eukaryota, Metazoa, Chordata, Aves, Coliiformes, Coliidae. Bases 1 to 321 code for a protein of 106 amino acids.
AUGAAGCACUUCUUCCCUGAGCCUUGGGCAUCCUUCACUCUGCUCUUCUUCACCACCACGCUCCAGUAUUCCUGUUCAACAGCAGCUGAAGACAUCUCCAAUGUUUCGACAACCUCCAUGACCACAGCUGAGUACGAAGCACCAUGUCUUAACGUGAACUUCUGCACGCUAGCAGCCACGUGCUGCCCGACGGGUGUGGAUGACUACGGAUGGAUUGCUGCGGCUGUCGGCUGGAGCCUCUGGUUUCUGACCCUCAUCCUGCUCUGCAUAGACAAGAUCAUAAAACUCCGGCCUGAUGAACCCAAGUAUUUGGUGGCCUGA